AUGUCGGAAUUGUUAAAGCAGACUUUUGCAAAUGCCAAAAGGGAGGGUCGUCGUGCAUUGAUCACGUUUAUGACUGCUGGGUAUCCGACGAUGGACGAUACGGUUAAUAUCAUGAAGGGGUUUCAAGAUGGAGGGGUUGAUAUUAUUGAGCUAGGUUUGCCGUUUACUGAUCCGCUUGCAGAUGGACCUACUAUUCAGGUGUCGAAUAGCACUGCAUUGCAGGGAGGUAUUACGAUGAAAAAAACGCUUGAGCUUCUUCGCCAGGCUAGGGAUGCGGGUGUUGUAAUUCCGGUACUGUUGAUGGGAUAUUUCAAUCCGAUUCUGAAUUAUGGGGAGGAGGUUUUCAUUCGGGAUGCGGCGGAGGCAGGAGCCAACGGGUUUCUGAUUGUUGAUUUACCGCCUGAGGAAGCUGUGAAUAUCCGGGGGUUUGUUAGGAAGAAUGGAUUGAGUUUGGUGCCUUUGGUAGCACCUUCCACAACUGAUGAGCGGUUGGAUUUGAUGGCUCAGCUUGCAGAUACAUUCAUUUAUGUUGUGUCAAGGAUGGGUACUACGGGUGCUAGGCACCAGGUUUCUUCUGCUCUGCCUGAACUGAUCCAUCGUGUGAGGUCUCAUGUGGGGGAUAUGAACUUAGCUGUGGGAUUUGGUGUUUCAAAUAAAGAGCAGUUUGAUUUUGUCGCUACUUUGGCGGACGGUGUUGUUAUUGGUUCAAAGGUUAUUGACUUGGUUGGUGCUACUGAGGAUAAAGACAAGUACAAUAUUGUAAAGAAUUACACUGAGGAAAUAUUGGGUGGCGUCAAGCAUCCUUUGUUAUCUAAGGAUGAGUUUGAAAGGAUGCAUCGUGAAUCUAUAAAUGGGUCUGAUUUGGAGGAAUCCCUCGAUUUCUCUGAGAAGCAACGGAGGUUUCCUCCCAAUUUUGGAGUUUUCGGAGGUCAGUACAUCCCCGAAGUGAUGCAUGGAUGUAUGAGGCAAUUAGAGUUGGCUUUUGAACAUGCGGUAGAUGAUCUGAAGUUCUGGGAAGAGUUCAAGAGCUUAUACCCCUAUAUUGGAAGGCCUUCCACCCUUCACAAAGCAGAAAGAUUGACUGAAUAUUGUGGAGGUGCACAGAUUUGGCUCAAGAGAGAAGAUUUGAACCAUACUGGUUCCCACAAAAUCAACAACGCUAUCGGUCAAGUUUUGCUUGCGAAAAGGCUGGGCAAGAAAAAGAUUAUUGCUGAAACAGGUGCAGGGCAGCAUGGUGUGGCUACGGCCACAGCUUGUGCUAAAUUUGGUAUGGAAUGUACUAUUUUCAUGGGUGCAGAAGAUGUACGUCGUCAGGCGUUGAAUGUUUUUAGGAUCAAGCUGCUUGGUGCAGAGGUUGUUGUUGUGCAAAACGGUUCUAAAACUUUGAGAGAUGCGACUUCUGAGGCAUUCCGUUACUGGGUUUCGAAUCUUGAAACUACCCAUUAUAUCGUUGGAUCUGCUAUUGGCCCGCACCCUUAUCCUACUUUGGUGAGAACAUUCCAAAGUGUGAUAGGUAAUGAAACUAAACAACAGUUUGCUGAGUUAAAUGGCGGUAAACUACCAGAUGCUAUAGUUGCAUGUGUUGGCGGAGGUUCGAACGCUUCAGGGAUGUUUUCUCCCUUUGAACAUGAUCCUGUAAAGCUUUUGGGUAUUGAGGCCGGCGGUCAAGGGAUGGAUACGAAGUUCCAUUCUGCAACAUUAACCUCCGGGAGACCUGGUGUCCUUCAUGGUGUAAAAACUUAUGUUCUACAAGAUGAAGAUGGUCAGGUAAACAACACGCACUCUAUCUCAGCAGGUCUGGAUUACCCUGCUGUUGGGCCAGAAUUGGCAUCCUGGAAGGCCUCAGGUCGUGUAGAAUUCACCGCAGCAACCGAUGCUCAAGCUGUUGAAGCAUUUAGGUUACUAUCCCAAUUAGAAGGUAUUAUUCCCGCAUUAGAAUCCUCUCAUGCUAUAUAUGGCGCGAUUCAAUUAGCCAAAACUAUGAAACCUGAUCAGAGUUUGAUUAUCAAUAUUUCUGGUAGAGGUGACAAGGAUGUUCAAACUAUCGCAGAAGUAUUGCCCAAAAUAGGUCCUGAAAUUGGAUGGGAUCUAAGGUUCCAGGCUGAUCCUUCUAUCUAG
Molecule: messenger RNA, 2118 nt
Organism: Eremothecium cymbalariae DBVPG#7215
Lineage: Eukaryota; Fungi; Ascomycota; Saccharomycetes; Saccharomycetales; Saccharomycetaceae
Gene: TRP5
Product: tryptophan synthase TRP5
Exons: 1
Coding region: 1-2118 (705 amino acids)
Biological process (GO): L-tryptophan biosynthetic process
Cellular component (GO): cytoplasm
Molecular function (GO): tryptophan synthase activity
Source: RefSeq, a predicted model, not a curated record